AUGGCUCCACAAAGGCCACCAGUUCCACAAUUCCACGCGAUGCAAGCACAGAGGGUAUUCUCGACCCCUCAGCUGAAUAGAGUAGAAGCUUCUCCACAGGCCAAUGCUCACUUAAUGACAUACACUAAGGAGGAAGCGGAGGCAGGCACGUCCAACGUAGUGACAGGUCAGCUUACUGUUGCCCAUGUCCCUGCACGAGCAUUAUUUGAUUCAGGGGCCACACAUACAUUUGCAUCAGUAGAAUUUGUUAAACGAAUACUACAUCCUCAAGAGAGGAUACGGCAAGCCUUUAAGAUAGCACUACCAUCAGGUGAUGUGUUGUUGUCUAGUCAUUGGUUACGUCACGUACCAGUAGAGAUAGCAGGAAGAGAACUAAGUGCGGACCUAGUUGUACUGAACUUAGUAGAUUAUGAUGUGAUCCUAGGAAUGGAUUUUCUAGGAAAGUAA
Molecule: messenger RNA, 447 nt
Organism: Morus notabilis
Lineage: Eukaryota; Viridiplantae; Streptophyta; Magnoliopsida; Rosales; Moraceae
Exons: 1
Coding region: 1-447 (148 amino acids)
Biological process (GO): proteolysis
Molecular function (GO): aspartic-type endopeptidase activity
Source: RefSeq, a predicted model, not a curated record